AUGCUGGUCAAUAAAAUUGGGACGAAAUUGAAAGACGAUUUAUGCCUGAAAGAAAUUUCGAAUUGCCAUAACAAAAGUCAUUGCAAACGAAAAUUACCAAAAAAGAAACUUUCCUUCAAAUCCCACAUCUAUUUUCACUCGACUAAACUCGUGUCUGUUCUUAUACAUGCAGAAAUAUUUAUGGACUCUCAUAAACGUCAUGUAUUUGUGCAACAAGGUGAUGAUGUUUAUAAACGAAUAAAAGUGGUCAAUAUCGAAGUAUGA
Messenger RNA from Clunio marinus, 264 nucleotides. The record is from the annotation of a GenBank genome assembly. Lineage: Eukaryota; Metazoa; Arthropoda; Insecta; Diptera; Chironomidae.